This is a messenger RNA of Aureobasidium melanogenum CBS 110374, 2289 nucleotides long. Its product is annotated as putative metallopeptidase. Lineage: Eukaryota; Fungi; Ascomycota; Dothideomycetes; Dothideales; Saccotheciaceae. The transcript has a single exon. The record is from RefSeq and is a predicted model, not a curated record. Bases 1 to 2289 code for a protein of 762 amino acids. Gene Ontology annotation, molecular function: hydrolase activity.
AUGCCUCUUCGAUUUCAGUCGCCGGAAAGACCUUCGAAUCGUAGACCCACAUGGGUCCGCCAAACAUCACCGAGUCCUUCCAUUGAUAUAGCCGACUCUACUGUCCAGUACAACUUUCACAAAGCGCUUGUCGGAUAUGAGCCUACAGCUCUCCUUUCCUUGGACGCGCUCGCUGCAGAGCUAGGUCUUGAUGGUAUCUACAUCAAGGACGAAUCAUCUCGCUUCGGUCUACCUUCGUUCAAAGCCUCGGGAGCAUCGUGGGGCUGCUUUCGCGCUCUUGUCUCACAAUUGUCGUUGAAUCUCGAGUCUGCUACUUUAGAACAAGUAGCUUCUGUUGCCAAAGAUCGUGGCUGCAGGCUAUUAGCCGCCACAGAUGGAAAUCAUGGCAGAGCAAUUGCUUGGAUGGCACGAUCCUUAGGUAUCGAGUCGUCCAUUUAUGUGCCUCAUGAUCUGCAUCCGAACUUCCUGCGUUUGAUUGCUGCCGAGGGAGCGGAAGUGAUUGUGGUCCAAGGAGACUAUGACCUCGCUGUUUCCAGUGCUGCUUCUGCUGCUGCCACGACCAAGAACAAUAUACUCGUGCAAGACACAGCUUUCGAAGGUUACGAAGACAUCCCAACAUGGAUCAUAGAUGGAUAUGCGACCAUCUUUACCGAAAUGGAAGAGCAGUUGCAAGAGCUGAAUGCACACCCAACAACCAUCAUCACACCUGUUGGCGUGGGGUCUCUAGCUCAAGCAGUUAUCGCAUAUGCCAAAGGGCACCGAAACUUCAUGACAGUGGCUGUGGAGCCAGAUACAGCGGCAUGUUUGCACGCUUCACUUGUUGCUGGAGAAGCUACGUCUAUCAUCACAUCCAACACAAUCAACGCUGGAUGUAACUGCGGAACGCUUAGUUCCAUCUCCUGGCCGUACCUUCGCGACUAUGUCGAUCUGAGCACCACGGUAUCUGAUUUUGAGACUCACGUUGCAGUACAGGACAUGCAUCGCCAUCAUGUGAACGCCGGACCAUGCGGUGCUUCCGGCCUGGCAGCUUUGAAAAGACUUGUAGCUGAGGGACACAUUGCCAAAGGAUCGUCGGUGGUCUUGAUCAAUACCGAGGCCAAGAGACCUUACGACAUACCUCUCGACGUCAGUAACGACGAUGUCGCGGUCUUGACUCAACAACUCGUCCAGAUCGAUAGUUCGAGUCCAUCACUAGAUAUGACGGGCUCUGCGCCGGGAGAAGCAAAGAUUGCAGCAUUCAUCACGCAAUGGCUACACCAUCGUGGUAUCGAGACUCACGUCGUGGAGUCAGUGCCAGGUCGCCCCUCUGUGGUGGGAGUGGUUCGUGGCAGCGAUUCCAAUGCCAAAUCUCUCAUGUUGAACGGACAUAUUGAUACAGUAUCGCUAUCCACCUACGGCGUGGGUCCUCUUAGCGGCAGUCUUGUGGAAGGCAAGAUCUACGGCCGAGGUGUACUGGACAUGAAGGCUGGAGUCGCAGCUGCCAUGACCACACUUCUGCAUUUCUCCACGCAUGGCAGUAAGGGCGAUGUCAUUUUCACCGCAGUGGCAGAUGAGGAAGACAAAAGCAUGGGUACUGCUGCUAUCCUUGCGGCAGGAUGGAAAGCAGAUGCUGCGCUCAUCCCCGAACCUACAUCUCUACAACUUCACCACGCACACAAGGGUUUCGUGUGGAUUGAAGUUACCAUUCUCGGGGUUGCUGCACAUGGCUCCGAUGCUCAAACAGGCGUAGAUGCCAUCAUGUCUACUGCCGAUUUCUUGAAAGCUAUCGAAAGGUAUGCCGAAACAUUGCCAGAUGAUGAUGUCUUAGGACAAUCAACAAUGCACUGCGGCACCAUCAGAGGUGGAGAGGAGAACAGCAGUUAUGCUGGAUCCUGCACACUGACCAUUGAGUUCCGCACUGUUAACGACGACAGUGCCUCUCAGUCAUCUACUGCCAUCCUCAAAGACAUCACAAAUAUCCUUGAUAAACUUGCUGCUGCAGACAAGAAGUUCAAGUUUGAGCUGCCAAAAGUGCUCUUUGAACGUAAGCCUUUGCUACCAUUGGCAGAGACACAUCCUCUACUGGUUGCAACCACUAAGGCAAUUGCUGAUGUGCAAGGCGAGAAAGAGGUACGACCUACAGCGGCGAAGUUCUGGACGGAUGCUGCGUUGCUGAGUGAAGCUGGUAUUCCUUCUUUGGUCUUUGGACCUGCAGGUGAGGGACUGCAUGGCAAGGAUGAAUGGGUGGAUGUCAAAAGUAUCAGAGUUGUGGAGCAGGUGAUGAGAGAGGUCAUUGAAACAUUCCAGUGA